Messenger RNA from Spea bombifrons (plains spadefoot toad), 3702 nucleotides. It is a transcript of the gene TRAPPC11, whose product is annotated as trafficking protein particle complex subunit 11. The transcript has 30 exons. Bases 165 to 3566 code for a protein of 1133 amino acids. The record is from RefSeq and is a predicted model, not a curated record. Lineage: Eukaryota; Metazoa; Chordata; Amphibia; Anura; Pelobatidae.
GCUGUGUUCCGGUGAGGUGACGCCAGCCGCUGCACAGGUCCCUGUGACAUGGUGUUGUGUAUCCGGGGUGACGCUGGAGUCAUGCAGUAGAGAUCUCGUAUUUGGAUGAGCUUGCUUAAUUGUUGGAGCCGCUUUGUGAUCAGGGUUGUGUACUGGUACUGAAGAUGAGUCCCACGCAGUGGGAUUUCCCUGUGGAAUUAUGCUGUCGGCCGAUGGCAUUUGUGACCCUCACAGGUUUAGAUGUGACCUUCAAUGCUGUUCAUCGUGCUAUUUGGGAUGCGUUCUGUGCAAACAGAAGAGCAGACCGAGUACCUAUCUCGUUUAAGGUUCUUCCUGGUGAUCAUGAGUAUCCAAAAUGCAGAACAAAGAGAACUUCGUAUGAGUGGUAUAUACCCAAAGGGAUUCUUAAAACCGGUUGGAUGAACAAACACCUUAAUCUGGUGCCGGCCUUGGUAGUGGUGUUUUAUGAGCUGGACUGGGAUGAGGCCCAAUGGAAGGAAAAGCAGUCUGAAUGUGCAACCAGAGUGGAAAUUGUGAGGCAGAGCCUACAGGGAAGAAACACAAAGGUCGCUGUGGUUUUAAUUCAGAGGAAGACCCCUCUACCCCCAGGUGAAGAUAUGAUUGCUUCAGAACGUGCUGCUGCUUUGUGCAAUGCCUGUGAUCUCUCAGGCAAAUCCCUAUUUGUUCUGCCGCACACUGACCACCUUGUGGGCUACAUAAUCAGAUUAGAGAACGCGUUUUAUGAACACGCGCAAACAUAUUACUACACGGAAAUCCGAAGGGUAAAGUCACACAAGGAGUUCCUGAAUAAAACCACCCACCAGUUACUGUUUGUAAGGCACCAGUUCAAGAUUGCAUUUUUCAGUGAGCUGAAGCAGGACACACAGAAUGCCUUGAAAAAUUACCGUACUGCGUAUAAUCUAGUACACGAGCUGAGGUCUCAUGAAACUAACAUGCUGGAGAUAAAGACCAUUGCUGGAUUUAUAAACUAUAAGAUCUGCCGCCUGUGUUUCCAGCAUAAUACGCCGCUAGAUGCCAUUGCGCAAUUCAGAAAACACAUUGAUCUGUGCAAGAAAAAAAUUGGAAGUGCCGAGCUGGCCUUUGAGCAUGCGGCUUGGAUGUCUAAACAGUUCCAGGCGUUUGGGGAUUUAUUUGAUGAAGCAAUUAAGCUGGGCCUGACGGCUAUUCAGACGCAGAACCCCGGCUUCUACUAUCAGCAGGCAGCAUACUAUUCACAGGAGCGCAAGCAGGUAGCGGCACAUCUGUGUAACCACGACCCGUCAGUGCUAUAUCCAAAUCCUGAUCCUCUCGAUGUCCCCAAUGGAGUGCUUGACUUCUAUGGACAGAGGCCAUGGCGCCAAGGAAUACUGAGUUUUGAUCUUUCGGACCCAGAGAAGGAGAAGGCAGGGAUUCUGGCUUCACAACAGAAAGAGCGGACUGUUGUUCACUCAGAACAAAUCAUUAGCCUUCUGAGCAGUGCUGUUGCCCAGUUCAAGAAAUAUAAGUGUCCACGAAUGAAAUGCCACUUAAUGGUUCAAAUGGGAGAGGAAUAUUACUACGCAAAAGACUACAGUAAAGCACUCAAGUUGCUGGACUAUGUAAUGUGUGACUAUCGUAGUGAGCGGUGGUGGACGCUUCUCACUUCCAUACUGACCACAGCUCUCAAAUGUGCCUACCUCAUGGCCCAACUGAAUGACUAUAUCACCUAUUCCCUGGAGCUGCUGGGGAGAGCAUCAACCUUAAAAGAGGAUCAGAAGUCCAGAAUUGAGAAAAACCUGAUCAAAGUGCUAAUGAAUGAGAGCCCGGAUCCAGAGCCAGAGUGCGAUGAAUCUAUGGUGAAAACAGCACAAAGACUCUGGACAGACAGAAUAUCCUUGGCAGGCAGCAAUAUCUUUACCAUUGAGGUGCAAGACAUUGUGUCAUUUGUGCAGUGUAAGGCCAAGUUCCUGUAUCCAAGCUUUCACGUGGAUACACCUGUUGAGCUGUUUGUGUAUCUGAAAACCGACUGCCCCCAUCCGAUCCGCUUCACCAAACUCUGUGUUGGUUUCAGCAACCAGGAAUACAAUCAGUUCUGUGUGGUUGAAGAACAGUGCCAGGCCAGUGAUGUAUUGGAGCAAUCGGUGCAAGGGACAAUGUGCCUGGUACCCGGGAAGACCCGAAAAUUCUCCUUUAAGUUUGUUGCAAAAACAGAAGAUGUUGGGAAGAAGAUUGAGAUCACGUCGGUGAAUCUAAUCCUGGGUAGUGAGACAGGCCGAUGUGUUGUCCUGAACUGGCGGGGAGGUGGAGGAGAUGCAGCAUCUGCUCAAGAGGCUGUGCAGGCAGCUCGCUCCUUCAAACGUAAGCCCAAGUUGCCCGAGAAUGAUGUGCACUGGGAUAGUAUCACAAUCCAAGCCAGCACCAUGAUCAUUUCCAGAGUUCCAAAGAUUUCUGUCCAGUUGCACCAUGAGCCUCCAGCCCUUACUAACGAAAUGUAUUGUUUAAUGAUAACAAUACAGUCUCAGGAAAGCACACUCAUCAAGGAUGUGAAACUCACCGCGGGCCUGAAGCCAGGGCAAGAUGCCAACCUGACACAGAAGACCGUGGUCACGCUCCACGGAGGAGAAACGUGCGAUGACUCGAGCCCGGCUCUGCUUACUGAUAUAUCUGUAGGAAAUCUGCAGCCUGGAGAAAAGCUGGAUAUGCCUCUGUACAUCCGUUGUGGAUCUGUUGGCACACGUGUAUUCUUGGUCUACGUUUCAUAUCUGAUGGACACGUCCGUUGAGGACAAAGAGAUCAUUUGCAAAUGUCAUAGGGAUGAAACUGUAACAAUUGAAACGGUGUACCCGUUUGAUGUUGCUGUGAGAUUUGUAUCUACUAAGUUUGAGCAUUUAGAACGGGUGUAUGCAGGCAUCCCGUUUUUGCUAAUGACCGAUAUCCUAAGUGCCUCUCCGUGGGCUCUUACCAUCAAAUCCAGCCAGCUGCAACUUGCGUCAUCUGUCAUAGCUGUGGAUCAACCAGAAUGCCACGUUGAAAAUAUUGUUCUGCAAACUGGUGAGAGUGCUAGUGAAUGUUUUUGUCUUAAGUGUCCUCCGGUUGCUAACAGUGAAAAUGGUGUUGCCACCGGUAGCUAUAACAUCUCUUGGAAGAGGAGUUCUGCUGGAGAAGAUGUACCAGUUGUAAGCUCGGUGAUAACUUUACCCCAUGUGAUAGUUGAGAGCAUUCCACUCCACUUGCAUGCAGAUCUUCCAUCGUUUGGACGAGUUAGAGAAUCUCUUCCCGUCACUUACCAUUUACAAAACAAAACCAACUUGGUGCAGGACAUAGAAAUCUCAGUGGAACCAAGUGAAGCUUUCAUGUUUUCUGGGCUCAAGCAAAUUCGACUGCAGAUACUUCCGGACACUGCCCAGAAAAUGCUGUACAAUUUCUACCCUCUCAUGGCUGGAUAUCAGCAGCUGCCUUCCCUAAACAUCAGCUUACUGAGAUUCCCCAACUAUACCAGUCACCUGCUGAAACGCUUUCUCCCUACACACGUCUUUGUGAAGCCACAGGGACGUCGUGUUGAAGAAGACGCCAUUAGCCCAGCAUAAAAUGGACGAGCUCCAAGUUAUAUCCAAAACUUCACAUCAAAAUUAUAGGACUGUUUUCGGUCUGAAUGUGUUUGUGAUUUUUGAUUGAUAGACUCUGCUAAGAAAGAUUUAAUAAACCCCUCAUGCUAAAAUGUAA